AAGGCCUCAAAGCCUUCACACAUUUCAUAGCUCUCAUACCCCAUCAACACUAGACUCUGUAGCUGGCUGGUAAAUGAGGAAACCUGAUCUCAUGGCCAAAGACAAAAUGAACAACAACAACAACAAUAACAACAGCAACAUUAAGAGCAAGCUAAGAAAAGGGUUGUGGUCACCUGAGGAAGAUGAGAAACUCAUAAGGUACAUGAUAACUAAGGGACAAGGUUGUUGGAGUGACAUUGCUAGAAAUGCUGGUCUUCAAAGGUGUGGUAAAAGUUGCCGCCUGCGUUGGAUCAAUUACUUGAGACCUGAUCUCAAACGUGGUGCAUUUUCACCCCAAGAGGAAGAACUCAUCAUUCAUUUGCACUCCAUUCUUGGCAAUAGAUGGUCUCAGAUCGCAGCUCGUCUCCCGGGUCGCACAGAUAAUGAGAUAAAGAAUUUCUGGAACUCAACACUGAAGAAAAGAUUGAAACUGAACAAUAAUUCCAAUUCAUCACCAAACAACAGUGACUCAUCAGAACCUAGAGAUGUCAUGGGUGGGAUGAUGGCCAUGAAUGAGCAUGAUCUUAUGACCAUGUGCAUGGACUCCUCUUCAUCAACAUCAACAUCAUCCAUGCAAUCCAUGCAUGCCAUGGUCUUAGCUGACCAAUUUGAUCCCUUUCCCUUGUUGUCCAACCGUUAUGACAUGACCGGUGCAGCUGGGUUCCCUGACAACAUGGCUGCAUGCUUAACCCAAGUUGGUAUGGUAGAUGAUGGGGUUCAUGGGGAUUAUUGUGGGAUAUUGGAACCUAAUAAAAUGGGUUUAGAAAGUGACUUUUCCCUUCCUCCACUAGAAAGUAGAAGCAUUGAGGACAAUAGUAGUAUCCCAAUUGAUGUGAAAAGCCAUAACAACCACUUCAAUAAUAGUUGCUUCAAUAACACUGAUCAUCAAAUUCAGAGCUCCAACGACAAUGUAGAGGACUUGUUUGGAUUUGAAAAUCAUGGGCAAGGGGAAAACUUGAGAAUGGGAGAAUGGGACUUUGAGGGUUUGAUGCAAGACAUGUCAUAUUUUCCUUCCCUUGAUUUCCAAGCUUGA
Abrus precatorius (Indian licorice) is the source of this 1072-nucleotide messenger RNA. RefSeq names its product transcription factor MYB83. The record is from RefSeq and is a predicted model, not a curated record. Lineage: Eukaryota; Viridiplantae; Streptophyta; Magnoliopsida; Fabales; Fabaceae. The transcript is spliced from 2 exons. The coding region runs from base 74 to 1072 and encodes 332 amino acids.